CGGCAGCUCGGCCCCGGCGGACGGCGGGACACGGCGGCUGCUCCGGCGACAUGUGCGGCCGGCGGGGAGGCAUCUGGCUGGCUCUGGCCGCGGCGCUGCUGCACGUGUCCCUGCAAGGCGAGUUCCAGAGGAGGCUGUACAAGGAGCUGGUCAAGAACUACAACCCGCUGGAGAGGCCGGUGGCCAACGACUCGCAGCCGCUCACCGUGUACUUCUCCCUGAGCCUCCUGCAGAUCAUGGAUGUGGAUGAGAAGAACCAAGUUUUAACCACCAACAUUUGGCUACAAAUGUCUUGGACAGAUCACUAUUUGCAGUGGAACAUGUCUGAGUACCCCGGAGUGAAAAAUGUUCGUUUUCCAGAUGGCCAGAUUUGGAAACCAGACAUUCUCCUCUAUAACAGUGCAGAUGAACGCUUUGAUGCCACAUUCCACACCAACGUCUUGGUGAAUGCAUCUGGGCAUUGCCAGUAUCUCCCUCCAGGCAUAUUCAAGAGCUCCUGCUACAUCGAUGUACGCUGGUUCCCUUUUGAUGUGCAGCAGUGCAAACUGAAGUUUGGGUCCUGGUCCUAUGGAGGGUGGUCCUUGGACCUGCAGAUGCAAGAGGCAGAUAUCAGCAGCUAUAUCCCCAAUGGAGAAUGGGAUCUCAUGGGAAUCCCUGGCAAAAGGAAUGAGAAGUUCUAUGAAUGCUGCAAAGAGCCAUACCCAGAUGUCACCUACACAGUAACCAUGCGCCGUAGGACACUCUACUAUGGCCUCAACCUGCUCAUUCCUUGUGUGCUCAUUUCAGCCCUGGCUUUGCUGGUAUUCUUGCUGCCUGCAGACUCUGGAGAGAAAAUCUCUCUUGGAAUAACUGUCUUACUUUCUCUGACUGUCUUCAUGCUGCUUGUGGCUGAGAUCAUGCCAGCAACAUCUGAUUCCGUGCCCUUGAUAGCACAGUACUUCGCCAGCACCAUGAUCAUCGUGGGCCUCUCAGUGGUCGUGACAGUGAUUGUGCUGCGAUAUCACCACCAUGACCCUGAUGGUGGCAAAAUGCCUAAGUGGACCAGGAUCAUUCUUCUGAAUUGGUGUGCAUGGUUUCUGCGCAUGAAGAGGCCGGGAGAGGACAAGGUGCGGCCGGCUUGUCAGCACAAGCCUCGGCGCUGCAGCCUGGCCAGUGUGGAGCUGAGCGCAGGUGCGGGGCCACCCACCAGCAAUGGCAACCUGCUCUACAUUGGCUUCCGAGGCCUGGAGGGCAUGCACUGUGCCCCAACUCCAGACUCUGGGGUCGUGUGUGGUCGUUUGGCCUGCUCCCCAACACAUGAUGAGCACCUCAUGCAUGGUACACACCCCUCUGAUGGGGACCCCGACCUGGCCAAGAUCCUGGAGGAGGUCCGCUACAUCGCCAACCGCUUCCGCUGCCAGGAUGAGAGUGAGGUGAUCUGCAGUGAGUGGAAGUUUGCGGCCUGUGUGGUGGACCGCUUGUGCCUCAUGGCCUUUUCGGUUUUUACCAUCAUCUGCACCAUCGGCAUCCUCAUGUCAGCCCCAAACUUUGUGGAGGCUGUGUCCAAAGACUUUGCUUAAUGUUAUCAUGUAGGAGAUGCACAGAUAAGAAGAGAAUCUGGAGGACGAGAAUUGGGGUCCUAACUCUACAUUGUGAUAAAUGGAAGAACUCUGAGGUAUCCCUGUAGCUGUCGGUCUUGAGAUUUAUUUUCCUGGUUACUUUAACUAAAAAGAUCCCAGCAGCUUCUGUUUACUUUUCUUACACCCAUCACCGGCAUAUCAUUGUACUCGGCAGGGGCACCAUGUGGUCAUUUGCCCACUCUGGAUAGCCCUACAGGGUAGAUCUUAGUGGCUCUAGUAGGCCAGUAGAGAGGCCUGUCCAGUUUGUGGCGCAUGCCUGCAUGCCCCUUGUCAUGGGCUCACCCGAUAGGCUGUCUGCCUUUGCCAUGCACAGACCCAGGCUGAAACCAAUCCAGAGCACUUCCCACUGGAUCCAUUUCAACAGCUGCCUUGCAAAAGGAAGUCAAAUUCAAAUACAAACUACAAACCCCUCUGCUACUUACAUUCUCUGUGAUUUAACUUACAUCUAACUAUAUCUAUCUAUCUAUCUGUC
This is a messenger RNA of Mus musculus (house mouse), 2091 nucleotides long. RefSeq names its product cholinergic receptor, nicotinic, alpha polypeptide 7 (gene Chrna7). Bases 51 to 1559 code for a protein of 502 amino acids. Gene Ontology annotation, cellular component: membrane; plasma membrane; cholinergic synapse. Gene Ontology annotation, molecular function: chloride channel regulator activity; monoatomic ion channel activity; acetylcholine receptor activity. Lineage: Eukaryota; Metazoa; Chordata; Mammalia; Rodentia; Muridae. The transcript is spliced from 10 exons. The record is from RefSeq and is marked validated. Gene Ontology annotation, biological process: response to acetylcholine; calcium ion transport; chemical synaptic transmission.